CCCCCACUCUCCCAAACCCGCACCCGCUCGCCAAAGCCUAGCCGCUGCCACCGCCCCCGCACCACGGCCGUUGAUGACGAGGAGCCCGAAUCCCCAUGCCUCCCAAGCGCCCGAAACCCUAGCCCGCGGCGCAGCCAUGGCGACUAAGCUCUGGAUCCGGUCCAGGGUGUCGCCAUCAUGCAGAAGCACCACCAGCUGCACCAGUGGCUCGCCGGCGGCGUGGGCGGGGUGCACGCAUCCUCCAGCGCCAUCCGCGACUGUCUCCCGUCACUAGGCCCAAACCCAAACCCAAACCAGCCGCCUCUCUCCCGGCUCCCUCCCAUGGCGCAAACCAGCCGCCGCCUCUGCCCCUACCGGUGACCUUGCCGCUGUGCUCCGCCCUCCACCCUCCGCCACCCUCUUCCCCUCCCCGCCUCGUCCCCUCGCCUUCUCGCCCGGAUGGAGCUACAGGUGAGGCGGCGGCCAGAUCCACCGCGGUGGUUCCGGAUCCGCCCCGCCGUCAGGCGACGGAGGCGCUCGAGGGUGGUUGUGUCUUCCCAGUUGCUCGCGCGCCAGGAGAGGAGGAGGUGGCGGGCACGACUUCCUUUCUCCGGCAACGACGCAACCAUUCGGUGGUUUGACGCCGCUCUUCCGCGUGAGGACAGAGCAUGCCGCGGCUCCUCUACGCCGACCAUGGGGACGAAGCCAUGGAGCUCGUCAAGGAGAACCUCAGAUGCCUGGCUGGCUGCUCUCUCAUCCCCUCGCACGCAGGGUUUUUGUUGCUUCGGAUCGCUUCCUCCUUGACACCCCGAUUUGGACAGUGGCAGCAGCGAUAGUGUUGACACUCGAGCAUGCCCACCUCUCCAUCUAUAAUUGGUCCGUCUUCUUUGGACGGUUAUCUGCUUCCUCCCCAGUUUGAAUUCUCGAUCCCCUUUCUUGUUGAUGACUCAUUGAAUGAUUCGCAGGGUGCAGGUGCUCUACUACGUGCUACUCCAGAAGGGUCACCUAGACAUGUACGUCGGCAAUCGAGAGGCCGCUCCAGCUCGUGCAGACCAUUGUUUGGCUCUACCAUUGAUCAAUUAUCUGUAACUUGCUGACCUAUUUUCUAGGCCGCAUGUUUUGUAUUUUGCAUGAGACAUUCUUCCUGGAAUGACAUGAUUUACCUUUUAAUUCUUCUGACCAAACAUGUGUUUAGCUUUUUUCAUUUUCUUAUCAACAGAUGUUCUACUUGUUUUGAGUUGCUGCCACUUUGUUAGCUACUGCCACUUGUUUUUGUCUGUAAUUUGAUCACUUGUUAGUUUAGUCAGGUAAGGGUUUAGAUGAAAUGAUCCUUUAGGAAGUAGGUACUAUAAAUAUAUCAAAGGCUACAAUCAU
This is a messenger RNA of Triticum aestivum (bread wheat), 1353 nucleotides long. RefSeq lists its product as uncharacterized. The transcript has 3 exons. Lineage: Eukaryota; Viridiplantae; Streptophyta; Magnoliopsida; Poales; Poaceae. Bases 439 to 783 code for a protein of 114 amino acids. The record is from RefSeq and is a predicted model, not a curated record.